AUGUCAGAUGCGUCAGGCCUCCCCCGACCGGCGGCGCGUGCCGAGCAUGUUGGCGCUUGGGAUCAGCAAGAGCAAGUGCUCCUAAUCCAUGCUGGCAGCAAUCUCGAAGGAGAUUUGUGGUCGUUCGACGCGGCGUCUGCAACAUGGACCCGGACAAUGAAUGGCGGCUCGCCGGCAGCACGUGCUUUGCAUGCUGCUGAUUGGGAUUCUACCAACGGGGCGCUUUGGGUGCAUGGCGGGUACAACAGCCAAACAGCGACCUGGUUUCGAGAUGUUUGGAAGCUCCAAUCCGGGACAUGGAGCCUUGAGUACAACGACGUUAUUGCUCCAUGUGGAAGGCAGGCGCACGUUGCCGUUUGGAUAUCGAGCACUUCCUCCCUUUGGGUGCAUGGUGGCUGGACAGGCACGAAGCGGUGUUCAGACUUGUGGAGCUACAACACACAUGCACGCAGCUGGCAGAAAUUGGAACCGCUGGCACCAGGCGGGGCUCCGCCAGCCCGGUCGCAUCAUGUGGCGGCAUGGGACGGGGCAGGCCAGACGCUCUGGAUGCAUGGUGGCUACAAUGAUGCUCUGUUGGGAGAUUUUUGGAAAUUGACUUUGGAUGCUUCCACUCUCAGCUGGGCACCAGUCUCAGCUGGCGGAGGUCCGACGGCGAGAUCGGGACAUGCGGGAGUGUGGGACGCCACAGGGCGCAUGUUCUGGCUGCACGGCGGCAACGACGGUGUGCUGCAAAGAGACCUUUGGAGAUACGACUCGAUCGGCGACACAUGGAGUCUGAUUGCGCCGCAUGCUGGUCCUUCUGGACGCUGGUCUCACGUGGCUGCCUGGGACGGCACGAACCAGGUUAUUUACAUUCACGGCGGGUACAAUGGAAGUGUCUGCGGGGACCUCUGGUCGUUUUCCGUCACCACGACGUCGACGACACACACCUCAAGCUUGACUUCCACGUCAAGCAGCCAAACUUCAACUUCCAGCAGUAUCUCACGAACCAGCAGCAGCACCAGUAGCAGGAGCAACACAGCUACAACAUCCAGAACAGGAACAACCAGCACGAGCAUGUCAUCUACUUCCAGUUCAACGACCUCGAGUUCGUCAAGCGGCAGUUCCAGCAGCCAAAGUUCCAGCACCACCAGGAGCACAACCUCGACCUUGACAUUUAGCACAUCCCACACGACAACCUCCAGCAGCACUUCGUCAUCGAGCACGAGCAACACCCACAGCACAGCGACAGCUACGUUUUCUACUUCAACGACAGCUACGACCACCAGCACAACCGAGUUUUGCAUCCCCAUUCCUUGGCCGGAUUGGCUUCUGGCUGCCCUUAUCGGGGUCAUCCUUCUGGUUUUGGGCGCUGUGUGCAGCUUCUCUAGCCUUGAGGCGAUCCAGCCUUUCGUGUCUUACACAGACCGGCCCCGGGAGCCACAGUUGCUCCAGAAGAGAAGAGCUCGAAGGACUCAGGAUGCCCCUGUGUUUGCACGGCUGGGACCUUGCAGAUCACCACGUGCUCCGCUGGUUAUUCUUGUUCACUUCCAGGGUGCUUCACCGGUUUCUCCGAGGAUGUGGUUGGUUCCAGAGUCAGCAGCUUUCCUGUCCCAGGUGUCCACCAUUACACGACAACACGGGCACGAGCCGCAGCCAUCACCCAUGCUACCGGAUCUGCCACCUUGUGGCUCGCCCAGGCAGUCCAGCGAAUGCGUGCCAGCCCGAAGUCAAGUUGUUCCACAAGACAGCAUAGCACGUGUACUCUCGCCCAGACUUCCUCCAACCUUUGCGCCGAUGCCGCCUCUUCAGCAGGCCGGAACCAUCCGUGCACCAAGCACCCCGCCUGUGACUGCUUGGGCUCCGCGCAGCCAGCCGCGUGUGGAGCUCGUGCCACAUCCGCCACCAGGUUGGCCUUGGACAGCGUGUGCAGUGUACAUCCUUCGGAGAGAGACAGAAGGGCGACCAUCGAUGCCAUCGAGUGAACCUGCUUUGCUCCUCCCGCUGCGGCACGCAUGUACGUACAUGCAGACCCAUUGUGGCUGGGAGAAGAGCCACCUCCCGGAUUUGCCAGGUCCCCUGGAGGCAAGGCAGGCGAUACCAGGACAGCCCAGUCCACUGCCUCCUAGCUUUACGAGGCUCGAGCCACCUGCCCAGCGCUCUCCAAGCACUGCUAGGACUCGGACUCCCAGGAUAGGUCCGAUAGGUCCGAUAUGUGUUCGGCUGAAGGUCGUGCCAGGCAGCGUUCCACGGAAGGAGCUGGUCCCGCGAUCACGCAUGGUCCAUGUCGAGCAGUUGCCAUGCAGGCCGGUGUUGCGGGAUCCGAUCAGCUUAAGCCCACGUACCCGGUUUCUGGGGCUCUGGGUGCCCGACCUAGCUGCCCAACCCAAGCGUUUGCCAGCUCAAGCACAGCGCCCAGCGCCCCCAGCGGCAUCCUUGAGCCCAGGCCCAGGCACCCUCGAGCCAUUGAAGCCCAUUGCACCCUCACCUGCACCUCUCUCCAUACAGCCUCCUUGCCCGCCACCUUCCGGCGACCCAAGAUUAAGCAGUUGCGACAGCCCAGAUGGCCGCCGAUCGACCCCCUCCCCACUGACGUCCCCCAGCUUGCACUCCCAUCCACACCGGCCCAACCUCUCCCCACAGACGUCCCCCAGCUUGCACUCCCAUCCACACCGGCCCAACCCCUCCCCACAGACGUCCCCCAACUUGCACUCCCAUCCACACCGGUCCAGCCCCUCCCCACAGACGUCCCCCAGUUUGCACUCCCAUUCACACCGGCCCAACCCCUCCCCAGAAACGUCCCCCAACUUGCACUCCCAUCCACACCGGUCCAGCCCCUCCCCACAGACGUCCCCCAGUUUGCACUCCCAUUCACACCGGCCCAACCCCUCCCCUCCACAUGACAGCUCUUCCGGGCAGGAUGUCUCUCCGGAUUGCUCGCGGCACAACAGCACACCGGCAUGGACCUUCGGUCCACCGCCCAAGCAGAGAGACGGGGGUCCUCCAAGAGGCUCUCCGAAGCGCUAA
Messenger RNA from Symbiodinium necroappetens, 3006 nucleotides. NCBI's taxonomy places the organism in Eukaryota, Dinophyceae, Suessiales, Symbiodiniaceae. The record is from the annotation of a GenBank genome assembly.